UCAUCAAUCUAUGGCCUGGACCAUGCCAUCCUCAAUAUCCCCAUUCCGCCACCGUCUAUGUGGAUGAACCUCGGGUAUUGGAAGAAUGAAACAGAUUUCCCCUCCGCAUGCGCAGCCCUGCUAAAUGAAGUCCUGAUCACCGCGUCUCUCCUCGAUUCCACCGCCAGCCCCCUCGCACACCCACCACCCACGCGCCACUUCCACCUCCUCCUCGACGUGGGGAUCGGUUGCGGCGACCAAUCCAUCCAUUUACUCAAUCUACGGCGCAUCCAACCCGACAAUGGCUCGGAGAACCCCUUCUUAUUCAGCUCAUACGUCGGCCUAACCCUCGUUCCAACCCAAGCGGAGCUGGCUACUCGUCGUAUUACCCAACACCGCCGCCUCGCCUCCUCCUCCCAACCCACGGACGCAAGGGCGGAUAUCUUCUGCGCUGACGCGGCGAGCCCUUCUUCCUGGGGUAGAGAAAUCCACUCCGCUCUUUCCCGGACCCAGUCCCAAUCCCAUCCCGAACAAGAAGGAGAGGAGGAGGAGGAGGAGAAAUGGCUCCUCGCCCUCGACACCCUGUACCACUUCCGUCCCUCGCGGACGCCCUUACUCCGCUACGCAUGCUCCACUCUGCACGCGUCUUUCAUGGCCUUUGAUCUCGUUCUCGCGGACUCCGUCUCGUUCUGGGAGAUUCUUCUGCUCCGUCUUGUCUGCUGGGUGUCUGGCACGCCGUGGGCGAAUUUCCUCACGCGGGACGAGUACGAGGCGCUUCUUGUUCGGGUUGGGUACGAGUCGAGUCAGAUUGUGAUGAGGGAUAUAUCGGCGGAUGUGUUUUCGGGAAUCGCGGCGUUCUUGAAGUCCAGGGAGGCGGAGAUGAAUCUUUACGGAAUGUCGAUUGGGAAGUUUAAGGCGGCGAGGGUUGUCUUUGACUGGUGGGCGAGGAAGGGGAUAGUGCGGGGGGUUAUUGUUGUGGCUCGU
This is a messenger RNA of Aspergillus ochraceoroseus IBT 24754, 963 nucleotides long. RefSeq lists its product as uncharacterized. The annotation marks the transcript as partial. Lineage: Eukaryota; Fungi; Ascomycota; Eurotiomycetes; Eurotiales; Aspergillaceae. The transcript has 2 exons. The record is from RefSeq and is a predicted model, not a curated record.